This is a messenger RNA of Periophthalmus magnuspinnatus, 4036 nucleotides long. Its product is annotated as DENN domain-containing protein 11-like. The transcript is spliced from 9 exons. Bases 360 to 1781 code for a protein of 473 amino acids. The record is from RefSeq and is a predicted model, not a curated record. Gene Ontology annotation, cellular component: cytoplasm. Lineage: Eukaryota; Metazoa; Chordata; Actinopteri; Gobiiformes; Gobiidae.
UACGCCGUGGGCUGCAUUCACAAACACGUAUAUAUUUUGCGUUUCCAAAUGUUCGUACCGGUUUAUCAAAUGAUAGAGUGCAGGAAAGGGGCCACAUUGUUUUGAACGCAUCUUGGGUAACAGUGACAUCAAGGAGUUGCCUUCUCUAAACAGCAUCAAAUUUAUGACCACUGCAAACUAAAGAGAUUUUAUACAUAGAAGUGGUCAAAUCAGAGCGUAAAGGAGUUAUAACACAUUAUGUAGGUGUAGUAAACGUUAAUAAUGUUGGUUUUCAUUUGAGGUCUAAUCUACGGAUGGACGCUGACUGGCGGCUGAGACAUCCCUCUAGUCCGCGGUGAGCCAGACGAGGCGGGACAGGGAUGAUGGAGCGGUCGGACAGGGCCCCUCUGCUGGACUGGGAGGAGGCUCCAUCGGCGGAGAAGCCCGGAGGAGACGCUCCCGAUGACCGACUGUCGAGUCCCUCCAACACCCGCUCUGUCGCGUCUGGGUUUGGGUGGAGCAGCGGGCAGGGGGGUCCCAGUAACCCACCGGUCACUGACCAAGCCCUGCGCCCGGACGAGGAGGGCUAUCUGUCGGACUCAGCCGCCAGGGAGGUGGCCUUAGAAGACAGCAUGGUGAAAUGGGAGGAAAAAGACCAAAUAGUGUCUGUCUUCGUGGUUACAUUCAACACAAGAACAGGCAACAUGCUGGAAUGGUGCCUACCCAAAGACAUGGACCUGGAGGGAGUGGAGUUCAAGGCCAUAGCCAGUGGAUCUCAUCGGGUGUCCACAGACUUCAUCUACUUCCGAAAGGGCAGCUACUUCGGCCUGGCUUGCUUUGCCAACAUGGCGGUGGAGAGUACAGUUGAGCGAGGGGCCAGGAUGAAGUCUGUGGGCAUCCUGUCUCCUUCAUACACUCUUCUCUACAGGUACAUGAGCUUCCUGGAGCAUCAGGUCAGACUUCAGCUGCAGACUCCAGGCCACUACUCCCCUCUAGAGGCUUUUUAUGAAGAUAAGAGAGCAGUUCUACCCCCUGGUGGUGACGGGAUUGUUACUGCAUGUCCAGCAAAUGCCUGGGGGGCAGUCAUCAAUCACAGUAUGCACCCUGAAAUGAAGAUAACUCACCCUGCGGGCUGCAUGUCUCAAUUCAUCCGUUUUUUUGGGGAGCAAAUCAUGGUGCUGUGGAAACUGGCUCUGCUCCGUAGACGCAUCCUCAUCUUUUCUCCUCCACCUGUGGGAGUGGUCUGUUACCGAGUUUAUUGUUGCUGCUGUCUGGCCAACAUCUCCAUCCCUGGGAUUGGAGUUGCAGUUCCCGAGUUUAGGCCAUUUUUCUAUGUAAAUGUGGCUGAUAUCAGUGCACUGGAAAAUGAGCUCUCCUACGUCGCUUGCACUACUGAGAAGAUCUUUGAGGAGAAGAAGGAUCUGUAUGAUGUUUAUGUGGACAAUCAAAAUGUGAAGACAUACAGAGAAGGACUGAAGCCACUGCUCCGACUCAGCGCAGCAGACAAGGACAAGUACCACAAACUCACUGAACAAAGGCAAAUGUUGCUAUACUCUCAAGAGGAGACUGGAGACUGUGUUUCCAGUGAAGAGGAUCUAUUUAUUCUAUUCUUCUUGGAGCAGAACAACCGUAUUUUCCAGACGCUGAGCGAAGUUGCCAAUAGCACUGAGCCCACCCUGACCCAGGAGACAGUGAGGGCGAUGGGGCUGGACCCUCACGGAGACCGGCUGUUCCUGCUCCACUUGCUGGAGAUCUAUGGCUAUGACACACUGCUUGUAUCUGAACAACUCUGCUGCAGCUGAGAAACCAUCGGUCAAAUGAAGAGGAGUUUUGCCUUGAUUUUGUACUGCACUGGCAUUCCUGGAGUCUUCUGUCUGGGGCACUAGGAAAGUUUAUCGAAUCAUUAUAACUAUGUCUAAUAGGUUGCGUUCAUGUAAUAUCACAACAUUUUACGAUGACUGUAGUUUAAAAUUGAGGUGGAGGACAGGUCAGAAUUCUAUGGUGGAAUUUGCUGUGUAACUGUCAGAUUGCAGAUUUAUAGACCUGGUUCAUGGUUCUGUGUACUGGGCCUAUCACCUAGAAACAAUAACUAGCACAAAAAGUCUUGCCCUUAUUCAACACUUCUGCAAGUUUUGUGGAAUCAGUCCCCUAGAAAUUAUGUUCAACAUUUGUGGAUCAUAAGUUUUGAUAUUCUUUCAAAAACAGUAAAUUUCCCAUAGUUAUAUAGGCCCCUGCCCUCCAUAUGAAAUUAUGACAUUGUCAGUGAACACAACCUAUUAGGGAGUUGUUCUGUUGUCUCUUGCUGGAAAUCAGUUGUAGUUAGUUGGUUAACUUCUUAGAAAACCAAAACAAGAUUUUAAUUAUUUAUUAGUUUUAUUAAUUUAUUUCCCACUUCAGAUCAUGUUUAGCUAAAUCGCAGAGUUUACAAGUAUAUAGUCUAUCGCACAAAUUAACCCUUAACUUUCGGUUUAAACCUUUGCUGAUUUCUAGCAACAGGUCUUCUUUGUCUUUGGUGUCCUGGCUUUUAUGAUUAGACAUCAAGCUAUUAACAACUAAAAGCAAGCCGGGUGCAGGUAGAUUUAAAAAUUGUUGGGAUCAAAAACUGAAGAUGUAAGAUUGCCUUGUUUGUAAAGUUGAAGUUGAGAGAAAGGUAGCCAUUUUGUAAAUAUUUUUUGUACAGUGUGUCAGCCUCUCUGUGUGUGUGUGUGAUAUGGGUUUUCCUCUUUGUACAAAAAGUGCUGGAAAUCACAUUGAACUUAAUGCCUCUUUGUCCAAAUCAGGUCCUCACUAGUUGAACUGUAGUAUAUUGUAUGGUCAAACUGCCUUCACAAGCCAUGUCUGUAAACACUACAUUACUGCUGCAGGAUAUGUUUAGCUCAAAGUGUAAUUGUUGUGACUGGAAGAAUGCAUCUGGAAUAGAAAGUACUACAAUUAGAUGGAGACACACUGUUGGCUGGGCCUACAGUACGAAUGGGAUGUUAACGUGUAUGUGUUAGAACAUACACAAAUCAUGUUAUUUCACCAUCACCAGUGCUUGACUGCUAUACAUAAUUUGAAUGUAAAAUAAUUAAUAUACAUUUUAGUUCAACACAAGUGGGUCUUAAAUUAAGUACAUUUACUACCAAGUGCAGACCUGAAAGUGUUUUGCAUUUAGCCACUCAAAAUCUCUGAAAAUCAUACACAUUAAGGAUUUUUAUACAUAUUUCCCCCCAGAUGUUUACACAGUAUUGGUCUUAUAUCUUGGUCUUAUAUUAGAAGCAAUAUAUAGUUUAGCUGUUAUAUUUAUGCUUAUCAUACAAAUAAGAGAAGAGAGGAACAUUAAGGUGCGAACACUACAAUGUUACUGACUGCUUUGAAAUAAUUGCCAAGGGAUUUUAAAGUCAUUUUAAUCAUGGGUAUUACAAGAAAGGACGAUGAAUGCACCUUUUAUCAAAUCUUUUUAUAACAAAUACACCUCAACAAUGACCUACUUUAUGUCCUGAACUUCACAUGUUGUGCUUAUUACUAUGUGGCUCCUGCACAACACGUUUUUGUAUCAUUUUAAUAUUUUGUCAUAUGCAUUUGUUGUAAAUAUUUGUUUUGUAAUGUGAAGAAAUGGAAUAAGCUGAUUGUGUUCUAUAUUAUGAUCCUUGUCAGAGGUUGAAAGACAUACAAUUUUACUCAAGUGGUUUGCCCAGUAUCUUUUCUGGUAACAUAAGGAACAAAAUCUUUCAAAUUGUGAGUAAAUGGAUAGCAUUUUUACACUGACCGUCACAAGAUUCUUGAUUUGUAAAAUGGCAAAAAUGUUAUUGGAUGGUAUUAUGUUAUAUUUUAUUUAAAUUGAAAUGUGUGUUUGUGCUUUGCAAUUUUACUUUUACUUAAGUUAUGUUAUUAUUUACACUUGUGUGUUUAAUGUCAUUAUUUCCACCUCUGUGUCCCGAUAUCCACUUGAACACAAAUACAAACAAUGUACAGAUUUUUGUUGGACCAUUGAUAAACACAACCAGUUAAAACAUGUUUAUUUGAGAAUGUUUUACAGUAAAAUAAAUAAAGUGCAUUUCCACUAGUAACAAACACA